This is a messenger RNA of Ochotona princeps (American pika), 1474 nucleotides long. RefSeq names its product ALG10 alpha-1,2-glucosyltransferase (gene ALG10). Gene Ontology annotation, cellular component: endoplasmic reticulum. Gene Ontology annotation, molecular function: dolichyl pyrophosphate Glc2Man9GlcNAc2 alpha-1,2-glucosyltransferase activity. Gene Ontology annotation, biological process: dolichol-linked oligosaccharide biosynthetic process; protein N-linked glycosylation. The transcript has 3 exons. Lineage: Eukaryota; Metazoa; Chordata; Mammalia; Lagomorpha; Ochotonidae. The record is from RefSeq and is a predicted model, not a curated record. The coding region runs from base 35 to 1459 and encodes 474 amino acids.
UUCUUUCCGCCGGGCAGGGGCAGUGGCGGCGGGGAUGGCGCAGCUGGAGGGGUACUACUUCUCGGCCGCCUUGAGCUGCACCUUCCUGGUGUCCUGCCUGCUCUUCUCCGCCUUCAGCCGGGCGCUGCGGGAGCCCUACAUGGACGAGCUCUUCCACCUGCCGCAGGCGCAGCGCUACUGUGAGGGCCACUUCUCCCUGUCGCAGUGGGACCCCAUGAUCACUACGCUACCCGGCUUGUACCUGGUGUCGGUCGGGGUGGUCAAGCCCGCCACGUGGAUCUUUGGGUGGUCAGAACACAUUGUCUGCUCCAUCGCGAUGCUCCGAUUUGUCAACCUGCUCUUCAGCGUCGGCAACUUCUAUUUACUGUACCUGCUUUUCCGCAAGGUGCCACCCAGACACAAGGCCGCCUCGAGUGUCCAGAGGAUCUUGUCCACCCUGACCUUGGCAGUGUUCCCCACACUCUACUUCUUUAACUUCCUUUAUUACACAGAAGCGGGCUCGCUCUUUUUCACUCUCUUCGCCUACCUGAUGUGCCUGUACGGCAACCACAAGACGGCGGCCGUGCUCGGCUUCUGCGGCUUCAUGUUCCGCCAGACCAACAUCGUGUGGGCCGCCUUCUGCGCCGGCAACGUGCUGGCCCAGAAGCUCUCGGAGGCCUGGAAGGCGGAGCUGCAGAAGAAGGAGGAGGAGAGGCCCUCUGCGGGCAGGGUGCCCCUCGCGGACCUCCGCAGGCUCCUCCGGUUUCUGUGGGUGCACGCACUGACCCCCAAGAACCUCGGCGCGCUCUUGCUGGCCACGUGGCCCUACGCCGUCUUGGGCUGUGCCUUCUGUGCGUUCGUGGCCAUCAACGGCGGCAUCGUGGUGGGUGACCGCAGCAGCCACGAGGCCGUCCUGCACCUGCCGCAGCUCUUCUACUUCCUCUCCUUCACCCUCUUCUUCUCCGCUCCACACCUGCUGUCGCCUGGCAAGGUGAAGGCGUUCCUCGGCCUCGCGUGGAAGCGCAGGAUGCAGUUCUUGGCGCUCACCCUGGUCUGCGUGUUUGUGGUUUGGAAGUUCACGUAUGCCCACAAGUACUUGCUAGCAGACAACAGGCACUAUACGUUCUACGUGUGGAAGAGAGUCUUUCAGAGGCACGCGCUUGUCAAGUUUCUGUUGGUUCCUGGCUAUGUGUUUGCUGGUUGGAGUAUCGCCGACUCCCUGAGAUCGAAAUCCAUUUUCUGGAAUUUAAUGUUUUUCGUGUGCGUGGUCGCGGUCACAGUUCCUCAGAAGCUGCUAGAAUUCCGUUACUUCAUUCUACCCUACAUUAUCUACAGGCUUAACAUACCUCUGCCCCCCACAUCCAGACUCGUCUGCGAACUGGGUUGUUACGUGGUUGUUAACUUCCUAACCUUUUAUAUCUUCCUGAACAAGACCUUCCAGUGGCCAGAUAGUCAAGACAUUCAGCGGUUCAUGUGGUAAUGUGAGGACAUUGUG